Molecule: messenger RNA, 684 nt
Organism: Lactuca virosa
Lineage: Eukaryota; Viridiplantae; Streptophyta; Magnoliopsida; Asterales; Asteraceae
Source: the annotation of a GenBank genome assembly
AUGCUGAUCCCAAACUGUCUUUUCAGAGUCGGUUGCGCCGCCGUGCUUUUAUCAAACAAGUCCGCCGAUAAACGCCGGUCAAAAUACAAACUCCUCCACGUCGUCCGUACCCACUACGGCUCCAACGACACUGCUUUCAAAUGCGUUUACCAAGAUCAAGACGACGCAGGUAACACCGGAGUCUCGCUUUCCAAAGACUUAAUGACUGUCGUCGGCGGCGCAUUGAAGUCAAACAUCACCACAUUAGGCCCACUCGUACUUCCAAUCAGCGAACAGCUUUUAUUUUUCGUCAACCUCGUCGCCAGAAGACUCAUAAACUCAAAAAUCAAACCAUAUUUACCGGAUUUUAAGCUGGCGUUUGAUCAUUUCUGCAUCCACGCCGGCGGGAGGGCGGUGAUCGACGAAAUGGAGAAGAAUUUGCAGCUGACGGAGGAGCACGUUGAAGCGUCCCGGAUGACGUUGCACCGGUUCGGGAACACGUCAUCAAGCUCGAUUUGGUACGAAUUGGCCUACACAGAAGCUAAAGGGAGAAUGAAGAAAGGGAACCGGGUUUGGCAAAUCGCCUUCGGAAGCGGGCUCAAAUGCAACAGCGCGGUCUGGGUGGCUGUUCGAACCGUCGCACCAUCGACUGAUAAUCCUUGGGAAGAUUCCGUUGAUAAGUACCCUGUGAAAAUGAUAUAUUAA